CCUGCGCUGCUGCAGUUGAGCUCAAACUCCGGAGGCCCGCAUCCGCGAUCGAAGCCAAACGGAUAGUCGGCAGUGAAGCUCCCGCACUUCCUGGAACACAAAUCCUGCGCAGCAGCGUGAAAGAGAAAGAGGUACACCGCUGUGAGCGCUGCAUCCAUGCUCUGAGCUCACAGUGCGUGUUCGUCUCUCCAGAUCUUUAUCGUUUACAAAACAAAACAAGGGUGGUCGGCUUGCUCGAUGCUUCGUUCUAUUCUAUUGUCCCUUGGAGCAUCGGCCACGUAUAGCGAACAGUGCUCCAAUGGCCGUUAGGGCACUUGUCACUCCUGGGCUCGUCCGAGCCGUCGCGCUUUCUAGCGGGAGGGGGCAUCUCGGCCUCUCCGCUGAUCGCCCAAAAAGAAGAAGAAGCUGUUCUUCGUCGUGUGUGAGAAUUAUUGCUAUGGCGUCUCCGAAAAAGGUGCUUGUGCCGGUUGCGGAUGGGACGGAGGAAAUGGAGGCCGUGAUUGUCAUCGACGUUCUCCGGCGAGCUGGAGCUCAUGUCACUGUGGCCUCUGUCGGACAGGAACCCAAAGUUACGGCGUCGAGAGGCGUGAAGCUGGUUGCGGACGCGAUCGUAUCGGAAUGCGGGGACGAAAAGUACGAUCUUGUUGUUCUUCCUGGUGGGAUGCCUGGAGCUGAACACUUGCGUGAUUCUAAAGCUCUCGAGGACAUAACUCGAGGUCAAGCUCAGGAACAACGAGCUUAUGCUGCCAUCUGUGCGGCGCCGGCUGUGGCGCUCGAAUCGUGGGGCCUUCUCAAUGGCUUGAAGGCAACAUGCUACCCAAGUUUCGUGAGCAAGCUCUCGGAUCCAUCCUCGGCAGAGUCCAGAGUUGUGAAAGAUGGGCUCGUUGUCACAAGCCGAGGUCCAGGUACUGCAAUGGAGUUUGCUCUCACUUUAGUUGAACAGCUAUAUGGCAAGGAAAAAACACAGGAAGUUUCAAAGGGAUUGAUUUUGCUCGAGGGAAAGCCGACGAAAUUAGAGUUCAAUCAAACAGCUUGGGCAGCUAAAGUACCGUCAAAGCCUCAGGUUCUUGUGCCGAUAGCAAACGGCUCUGAAGAGAUGGAAGCCGUGAUAAUCAUCGACGUUCUAAGACGUGCUGGCAUGGGCGUUGUGGUGGCCUCGGUGGAGGAGACGUUACAGAUUGUUGCAUCGAGAAAAGUGAAGAUCGAGGCGGAUAAUCUCAUCGGCGAAGUUUCAUCCGCUCACUUUGACGCGAUCUUCUUGCCAGGUGGAAUGCCUGGGGCAGAGCACUUGAGGGACAGCAAAGAGCUCCAAUCCAUACUCGCGAGACAGGCCAAAGACAGCCGAGUUUACGGAGCCAUCUGUGCCUCUCCAGCAGUCGUUUUGGAAGCAAACAAGAUACUCGCUGGAAAGAAAGCCACGGCGUUUCCAGCGUUCCAGAGCAAGCUCUCGGACCAGAGCGCGGUGGAAGCGAGAGUGGUGAUCGAUGGAUUGGUUGCGACGAGCCAGGGGCCGGGCACGGCCAUGGAGUUUGCGCUCGCCAUAGUGGAUAAAUUCUCCGGCAAAGACAGCGCUGUCAAGACCGCCGAGGCAAUGCUUUUUAGUUACUAGAAGAACAAAGGUGGUGAUAACUAGAAAAGAAUAAUUAUAACUAUUAUAUAUAAUUACAAAGAAAAGUUUAAUUAAUAUAAAUUUAUGUAUUGCACUAAGCA
Selaginella moellendorffii is the source of this 1710-nucleotide messenger RNA. RefSeq names its product protein DJ-1 homolog A. Gene Ontology annotation, cellular component: cytosol; nucleus. The record is from RefSeq and is a predicted model, not a curated record. Gene Ontology annotation, biological process: guanine deglycation, glyoxal removal; protein deglycation, glyoxal removal. Lineage: Eukaryota; Viridiplantae; Streptophyta; Lycopodiopsida; Selaginellales; Selaginellaceae. The transcript is spliced from 8 exons. The coding region runs from base 299 to 1609 and encodes 436 amino acids. Gene Ontology annotation, molecular function: protein deglycase activity.